UGCGAUGCCAAAGGUCACGUGAAAGAACGCGUACUUCCUUUCCUGUAAGCGGCGGCCAUUGAGUAUCAGCAAAAUGGGCAAGUUCAUGAAACCUGGAAAGGUGGUGAUGGUCCUGGCUGGACGCUAUGCCGGGCGCAAGGCAGUCAUUGUCAAAAAUAUCGAUGAUGGCACCUCAGACCGCCCUUACAGCCACGCCCUGGUGUCAGGCAUCGACCGCUACCCUCGCAAAGUGACCACCACCAUGGGCAAAAAGAAGGUCGCCAAGAGGUCCAAGAUCAAGGCCUUUGUCAAGGUGUACAACUACAACCACCUCAUGCCCACCAGAUACUCUGUUGAUAUUCCUCUGGACAAAACCAUUGUCAAUAAGGAUGUCUUCAGGGAUCCGGCCCUCAAGCGCAAGGCCAGAAGAGAGGCCAAGAUCAAGUUUGAGGAGAGGUACAAGACAGGCAAGAACAAGUGGUUCUUCCAGAAGCUGAGAUUCUAAACUUGCAUCUCUUUCAUUAAUAAAUGUGUAAAAUCCA
Messenger RNA from Megalops cyprinoides (Indo-Pacific tarpon), 521 nucleotides. RefSeq names its product 60S ribosomal protein L27. Bases 74 to 484 code for a protein of 136 amino acids. The record is from RefSeq and is a predicted model, not a curated record. Gene Ontology annotation, biological process: translation. The transcript has 5 exons. Gene Ontology annotation, cellular component: cytosolic large ribosomal subunit; ribosome. Lineage: Eukaryota; Metazoa; Chordata; Actinopteri; Elopiformes; Megalopidae. Gene Ontology annotation, molecular function: structural constituent of ribosome.